UCCCUCCCCGGGCCAGAGCGGCGAGCACAGGGCGCCUGGGCUGCUAAAUGCUGCUCCCUCAAAGGGACGAUGGUGGAGGGCUGGUAAAGAUGGCGGCGCUCUCCGAGGAUGGGAGGUAUGGAUUAAAUUGUGGCCAACAGACCGCAGAUAGAGUCACCGUAUUACACGUCAAAUUGACCGAGACGGCGCUGAGAGCCAUAGAGGGCCACCAAAAUUGUAUGAAUGUACCUUCACAGCCAACAAUACAAUUCAAGGGACUCCAAGGGCGCAUUAAAAUUCCCAAGAACGAUUCCUCCUCGGACACCUUCCACACUUUUGAUUUUUACCUGUCUAAUGUGGGCAAGGACAACCCUCAGGGAAGCUUUGAGUGCAUCCAGCAGUAUGUGUCGAGCUCAGGGGCCUCACACCUGGCAUUGUUGGGGACCGUUCAGGACAAGGUCACAGUGUGUGCCACUAAUGACUCCUACCAGGUGACCCGGGAACGCAUGACCCAGGCUGCCGAGGACACACGUGAACGUGGGACCAAAGUCAUCAAGCCUGGAGGCCGGUACAGAGGAAAGCAAGUCCAUAUGCGGAAGCCGGCGCUAUCAGGCCAAGAUGUGGUUCCAGAGCGCAAGCGCUCCACACCCAUCAACCCAGCCAACACUAUUCGCAAGUGCCUUUCCAAUAACCCUGUGUCGCAGCGCUCCUUCAGGGAUCGCAUCAUCCACCUGCUGGCGCUCAGGUCCUACAAGAAGCUGGAGGUGCUUGCCCGUUUGCAGCGGGACGGUAUCAACCAGAAGGACCGAAACUCACUGGGGACCACCCUGCAACAGGUGGCAAACCUAAACCCCAAAGACAACACAUACUCAUUGAAGGACUUUAUUUAUCGUGACGUCCAUCGAGACUGGCCGGGUUACUCUGAAGAUGAGAAGACGCAGGUUGACCGGAACGUGGCUCGCAAAUUAGGUCUUCCUACUGAGAUCCUCUCAUCCAGCAGUUCUCCCAAAGAGGGUGUACCCACAUCCCCCCAGAAACGUCCGGCAGACUUUGACUUUAUUGAUCCUUUGGCCCCCAAGAAAGCCCGCAUCUCCCACCUCAGCAAUCGGGGGCCAGCCACAUCCUCCUCUGACCGCCGCGAGGAGGACGACGGCCCCAGCUCCAAGCGCUCGUCCCUCCCCGCCAACGUCACCUCGGGCCCUCCUCCCCAUCUCCCAGUCCCGUCCCACCCCCCCGCUCCUUCUCACCAGCAGCCCAGCCCCGCCUCAAACUCCAACUCACCCAGCACCCCGGAGGGCUGCGGCACCCAGGACCUGCCUAUUGACCAGAGCUCCUCCUGCAGAGACCCUUCCCCCAGCCCUUUCUCCUCCGACAGGACUCUGCAGGAGCACUAUCCGCACCCUGUCCCCGUGGCCAGACCGACCACCUCCCCUAGUCCCCCCCGUCCUCCUCCGGCACCUCCUUGCACCUCACUUACAGUUACUUCCACUGUCAUCACCAGCCCUCCCUUGUCCAGCAGUACCAACAAGAAGUUUAAAAAGAAAUCCAAGAAGCACAAAGAAAAGGAUCGAGAGAGAGAGAAAGGGAAACGGACGGAAAAAAGUAGCAGAAGUCCUCCCGGCGUAGCAGAGCAGGCCGAAGACACUCAUAAGGCCAAAAAGAAGCGCAAUGCAGAAGAGAACCAAGAAGUUAUCGACAAAAUUACUCCCAAAGAUCCAGGCCCUUCAGAUAAAGAGAAACCAGUCCCAUCCAGCGAGUUCCCCCCCACCAUUGAGACGCCCGACUAUGUAGUGAAGUACAUGCCCAUGGUGUCCAUGGACCAGCGGCAAAGCUACAAGGACGACUUUAACGCGGAGUACGAAGAGUAUCGCCAGCUACACGCCCGCGUGGAGAACAUCACCCGCCGCUUCACCGAGCUGGAUUCCAAGUGCCGGAAGCUGGCCCCCGGCACCAAAGAAUACCAGAAGGUGCAAGAAGAAGUCCUGAAAGAGUACAAAAAGAUGAAACAACACAGCCCCAACUACCAAGAGGAGAAACAGCGAUGCGAGUACCUGCACAAUAAGUUGGCCCACAUCAAGCGGCUGAUUGCUGAUUUUGACCAGCGCAGAUCCCAGGCCUGGUGCUGAGGCCAACGCACGCCGCCGCUCCGCUAAUCAGUGUUGAGAAAGGAGUGUCUAACCGGGAGGGUGUCUCCAACUGGCUGUUAUUUAUGAACACCCCUUCAGUUACUGGCUGCACUACAGCGCCCCCCCCCUCUCUUACACCAUAUCAUCCUUUUUCAUUCCUAGCUACUUUUUUUUUUUCUCCUAUUUUUGAUUCCACUGGCUUCAUUGUUGCCUGCGAUCUUGGAAAUCUCACUUUGACUUUACCCCCAUCUUUUGCUUUCUCUAAGUUUCUUCUGAAUGGGCUCCUGUGGAACUUCAUACCGCUGGUCCAGUGGAAGAUUAUGCCUGCAUGUGUGAAGGAGUUUAGGGGGGUAAACCGUCAACUCUUCUAAUCUUUGAAGGACUUUAUCUUCAGGCAAAAAAAAGAACAAAAAAAGUAUUUUUGAGCAUCAGAGAAAAUAUUAACUUGUAUUUAAGUAUAAAAAAAAGAGGGAGAUCUAUUUAUUUUGGGACUCGUAGUACAAAGAGUCCGCAGAUGAUAUAUUGUUUAACUUUUGUUGAAAACAAUGCAAAAAAAUUACCGCGGGCCUUAUGUGUUUUGACUUUGAAGCCAUUUUGCACGCAAGAUCCAUUAUGUAAUCUCAUUUGGCAAAGAUCUCUCGCCCGCCUUGUUUCCUCUCUUUUGAUAACAACUGAACUGGAUUACCUUGUUUCAACACAAUAAUGUUGAGUUUUAAGGCUGACAGGGAAGGAAAUGAGGCGGUCAGCAGAAAUCAAUUGAGCUGAUUGAGAAGCAACAGUAUGUGUGCAUGAAUUGUAAAUUUUGUUGUAUUGGCCACGUGUGGGUGAGGGUAACACGAGGAUUAUGAUCCCCUGUCUGUAGGGGGCAGGAUUCCUUGCACCAACAGUGUUUAGUGUUCAUGGUGCAUUAUGGGUGCCUUAAGGUGUUUACACCCAGAAACGUCAAGUUGGGCCGACCCUUUGGGUCUACAGGCUACACAAAGGAACUAUAACUGCCUGGAAACAGGAUGUGUGUGCGUGUGUAUGUCAGAAGUAAAUGAAGGAACGGAUGUCAAGUCUGAAAGGAGUGUUACAACUGGUGUGUUUGUGUGUGUGUACGGUUGAGCAUUAUGUGGAGUGACAGGUGUGUUAAAAAAAAAGAAAAAGAGAGAAAAA
Molecule: messenger RNA, 3260 nt
Organism: Pungitius pungitius (ninespine stickleback)
Lineage: Eukaryota; Metazoa; Chordata; Actinopteri; Perciformes; Gasterosteidae
Gene: ell2
Product: elongation factor for RNA polymerase II 2
Exons: 12
Coding region: 48-2105 (685 amino acids)
Biological process (GO): positive regulation of transcription elongation by RNA polymerase II; snRNA transcription by RNA polymerase II; transcription elongation by RNA polymerase II
Cellular component (GO): transcription elongation factor complex
Molecular function (GO): cis-regulatory region sequence-specific DNA binding
Source: RefSeq, a predicted model, not a curated record